GAGAGCUGAGCAACCCGCUCCAUGCACUGCUCUGACAUUCCCUUCAGUUCCCAUCCAAGGACACACCCACAUCCUUACAUAACAAGGACAGCUACUCCACCCGAUGAUCUCAGGUGCUCUUAAUAUCAGAGGAAAAAGAAUUGCUUCCAAGUGUACCAUGGCGUGGUGGAAGGGCUGGCGUGAUGAAGAUGGCAGUUCAGUGAGAGGCACCCUGAGCUUUGACCCCACACCUGAUGCCCAAGUUUUGUAUAAAGCCAUGAAAGGACUGGGGACAGACGAACAGGCUAUAAUCGACGUCCUCACCAAAAGGAGUAAUGCACAGCGUCAACAGAUUGCCAGAUCAUUCAAGGAACAGUUUGGAAAGGAUCUUAUUGCCAGCUUGAAGUCUGAACUGAGUGGCAAGUUUGAGAGGCUCAUCGUAGCCCUUAUGUACCCACCAUUCAAAUACGAUGCCAAGGAAUUACAUGAUGCCCUGAAGGGUCUAGGAACAAGUGAAGGUGUCAUUAUAGAGAUCCUGGCAUCACGGACAAAAGUGCAAAUUAAAGAAAUAAUCAAAGCUUACAAAGAAGAAUAUGGUACUAACCUGGAAGAGGACAUCAAAUCGGACACAAGUGGCUACUUUGAGCGGAUAUUGGUUUGCCUCCUUCAGGGUGAGAGGGAUGAUCCAAGAUGCUAUGUGGAUUCAGCGAUGGUGCUUCAGGACGCACAGGCUCUUUACGCUGCUGGGGAGAAGAUACGGGGCACUGACGAGAUCCAAUUCAUCACCAUCCUGUGCACCAGGAGUGCCACCCACUUGCUGAGAGUCUUUGAUGAAUACCAGAAGCUCGCCAGUAAAAGCCUAGAAGACAGCAUCCAAAGUGAAACCCACGGCUCGCUAGAAGACGCCAUGCUGGCUAUUGUGAAAUGCACGAGGAACAUCCACAGUUACUUUGCAGAGCGGCUGUACCAUGCCUUGAAGGGGGCAGGCACUUGUGAUGGGACCCUCAUAAGGGUCAUCGUUUCCAGGUGUGAAAUUGACUUAAAUCUCAUCAAGGCUGAGUUCCUAAAGAUCGCAGGCAAAUCCCUCUCCACCAUGAUUCUGGAGGACACGAGUGGUGAUUACAAGACAGCCUUGCUGAAUCUCUGUGGCAGUGAUAAAUGAAGAAAUCUGAAGGGAAAAGGCAAGAUGUUGAAAUGGAGGCACGGAAAACGAAGUGUCUGGGAAUGGAUGUCUAGAAAAUCCCUAGCACUGAAUAAAUAGAAAAUGGAAAAUCUGC
Molecule: messenger RNA, 1256 nt
Organism: Terrapene triunguis (Three-toed box turtle)
Lineage: Eukaryota; Metazoa; Chordata; Testudines; Emydidae
Gene: ANXA8L1
Product: annexin A8 like 1
Exons: 14
Coding region: 104-1141 (345 amino acids)
Biological process (GO): endosome organization; negative regulation of serine-type endopeptidase activity; endosomal transport
Cellular component (GO): cytoplasm
Molecular function (GO): calcium ion binding; calcium-dependent phospholipid binding
Source: RefSeq, a predicted model, not a curated record